AUGGCGGCAACUGCUUGGCUGCCAAUUUCCCGCGGCGAUGCUCUGCCGGAGAAUGCUCUGGCUGUCGGGACAUAUGGUGUCGAUGGCAUGGUCUACGUGGGCCGUCUGAACGGCGAGGUGGGCAAAAUCAACCUGAAGGAUGGGAAGAUGUGGAACUUCCGUGCCCACCAUCAGUCUCAUUCCUACAAUGCGGAGAUCCUGACUUGCUCGGAAGUCUACAAAUGGAUCGCACUGAAUAAGGGUGACCCCAUUCCAGCGCACGCCGUCGCGGGCGGCCAAACACCCACUGACGGCCUCGUUUUUGUGGGGCACUCGAGCUUGGAGCCUGGGAAGAUCAACGUGUCCGAUGGCAAGAUGAACCAUUUCUGGUCCCACAACCAGGGGAAGUGCUACAGCGCCCUGAUUUUGGUCGUCGAGCCACCUGUUGCUGAAGCCGCACCGUUGGAACCGGAGAGGCCUGCAAGGGUCGGCCCUCCGGCUCCCUCGCUUCCUGCCUCCUUCCCGAACCUGGCGCACUUGAGCCAGGAGGAGUUGGCACAGCUCAAAGCCAAUGAGGUGUUGCAAAGAGAUGUGCUCCAAGAGCUUCCAGGCGUCCAGGACUACGUCGGGCAGCUGCGAGCGCUGUCACAACAGAAUGCCAAACGAGCCGAGGAGCUCCUUUGCCGCCAAGAGGGGCUGCAGGGACGGAUCCAGCAGUAUGAGCAGGAUCUGAGUUCCACACAGUCCUUACGUAGCCGCGUCCUCGACCUCGCGGCUGAAAGAGACCGUAUGAAGGCCGGACAGCAGCUCCACGGCGUCUGA
Messenger RNA from Symbiodinium sp. CCMP2592, 801 nucleotides. The record is from the annotation of a GenBank genome assembly. NCBI's taxonomy places the organism in Eukaryota, Dinophyceae, Suessiales, Symbiodiniaceae.